GCCGGAAGUAGGUUUUAAAAUGUCUAAGUGUAGAGCAGUCGUUUGGCCUAAAGUUAUAUUAUUUGGAGACUCCAUAACUCAGUUUUCUUUUCAGCCAAAUGGAUGGGGGGCAGAAAUUGCGAACAAGUUGGCGAGGAAGUGUGAUGUAGUAAACCGAGGGCUGUCCGGUUACAACUCCCGAUGGGCCAAGAUCCUUCUGCCUCGGCUUCUCGGACCUCAGGACUCCACGGAGAGCCACAUCGCAGCGGUCACAAUCUUCUUUGGAGCCAAUGACGCUGCUUUGAAAGAUAAAAAUCCACAGCAGCAUGUACCACUUCAGGAGUAUUCUGAGAACUUAAAAGAAUUCACCAAAAUCUUAGGAUCUGCAGGUGUGUCCACAGACAAAGUCAUCUUCAUCACUCCCCCUCCUAUUCAUGAGUCAGCCUGGGAAAAAGAGUGCAUCAUAAAAGGGUGUGCACUGAACCGGGCAAAUUCAGUGACAGGCCAGUACGCCCAAGCUUGUGUGGAGGCUGGAAGUCAGUGCGGUGUGGACGUGUUGGACUUGUGGACUCUGAUGCAGAAGGAGGGAAAGGAUUUCACAGAGUACUUGUGUGAUGGGCUCCACCUCUCUCAGAAGGGAAACCAGUUUGUGAGUGAGCAGCUGUGGAGGCUACUGGAGAGGCGUGUGAAGGACCUGCCCUUUAUUCUUCCUUACUGGGCAGAUGUGGACGCUGCAAGCCCAGAGAUCAGUCUGCUCUGUGACUGAAACUGCAAGCACCACCGUCAGACCUAGUCGUGCUUUGGUGAUGCAGUAUAUGUGCAGACAAUGUUUAAAUCAAGACCAUGAAAAUGUACAAUAAACAUUAAGUUUUUUUCUUAAAAUAAUCUGACAUUAAAUGCCCCACAGGUAUCAGCUGUAACACUUCCAAUCUCGCAGUGAAAGCCAUGGAUGUCACUAGACCCUUUUUUACUGGGGCACGUGCUUUACUGCACACAGAUACAGAUUACAGGUUACAGUUCUGUUAAAGUGAUGCACAGGUCGACUGUAACCAGCGGGCGGG
Molecule: messenger RNA, 1040 nt
Organism: Periophthalmus magnuspinnatus
Lineage: Eukaryota; Metazoa; Chordata; Actinopteri; Gobiiformes; Gobiidae
Gene: iah1
Product: isoamyl acetate hydrolyzing esterase 1 (putative)
Exons: 6
Coding region: 20-745 (241 amino acids)
Source: RefSeq, a predicted model, not a curated record